AUGGAUACCUCGGAUCUCUCCCUCACACCUGGAUCAUCCACCCAGCUUUCUCCUCAGAAACCCUUGAAAAAAGGCAACUGGAUACCAGCAGAAGAUCAGCGGCUCCGCAAUGGGGUCGCCAAACAUGGUACUCGCUGGGUCCUGGUUGCAGGCGAAGUCGUCACUCGUAAUGGAGAUCAAUGUGCGAAGCGAUGGAAGGAAAAACUGAACCCGGAGCUGGAUCAUAGUCCGUGGACAUCAGCAGAGGUACCGAGCCUACCAGUCACCACAAAUCUAGGACACGCUGAUCCCUGCACAGGAAACUCAUUUGCUGGAAUUGGUUGA
Molecule: messenger RNA, 324 nt
Organism: Penicillium soppii
Lineage: Eukaryota; Fungi; Ascomycota; Eurotiomycetes; Eurotiales; Aspergillaceae
Product: SANT/Myb-like DNA-binding domain-containing protein
Exons: 1
Coding region: 1-324 (107 amino acids)
Source: RefSeq, a predicted model, not a curated record